AUGUCUAGUAACUUGAAUAAUAAAGCGGGUUUAAUCGGUGACCCCGAUUUUUCCCAAUAUGGUGAUUUUGCCCAGGAUAGUAAUGUUGUCAAAGAUGACAAGACUAUCAAGAGAUUAUUAUUAACUUCUUAUUUCACAAUUAAUGAAAGAAAUGUUCCGAGGAGCAAUUUUAGAAGUUUCUGUAAAGUAUUUUUAGAUCUAGUUGCUAGCUGUGGCCUUGAAUACAUAUUUGAUGUUGGUCCAAACGGCGUUCGCCCUAGCAAAACUGUGAUUAGAUGUAUAAAUAACUUGUUUUACCAAAAGCAAGCUUAUUUUCCCCGUGAAUUUAAGGAUUCGCAACCAUAUGAUAUGUUAGUUGAGUUGGCGAAUGAGGAUUCUGAUGAAGAUGAUGAAGAAAGCUAUGACAGUAUUUGUCGUGAGUGGAAAAAGUUACACUACGAUGGUUCACAAAAUGCUAAGAUCUUCAAGAAAAGUUUAUUGAGAUUAGUUGCUAAAACCAAAGCAUCCAGUGCACCAAUGAGUGACUAUGAAAUAAAAUACCGUCUCAUUAAAUCUUUAAAAGGAGCCUACGCUAACAUUAGUGAUUAUAUUGAUUAUCAGUAUAAUGGAUUAGAAAAUGUCAAAUUAGAAGACAUAUUGGAUAUCAUUGUCAAACGGUAUGAUCAAUACAAAAAGACCAAGUCAGUAAGGUCAAGAGUUGAUAAUGAAGUUAAAGCUUAUGGUCGUAGUCAUAAACAUGAUGAUUACGGAUCCAUGACCGAAUCCAGUACCAAAGCAAAGAUAGUGUGUUACAGUUGUAACAAGGAGGGUCAUUAUAAAAAUGAAUGUCCUAGUCUUAUUGUGAAAAAGGAUAGUUUUAAAUCUAAUGCCUCGACACUUACCAAAGGUAAAGUUAAGCUGGUUAACAAUCAGGAGAAUAUGACUAAAGUUAGUCGUGUUGAUGUUAAUAAUCAGGAUGGUGAGACUGAGGAAGGUCUUACUGAAAUUAGUCUUAGGCCUAUCUGCAUUAAGAUAGGUUUCCAAGAAAUUGAACUUUGGCCUUCAUUGUAUCAAAAGAAUUACGAUGGUGUUGAAGGUAUCAAGCACACCAUUCUUUUGGGCCUAUUUGUAGAUGACAUGGUGGUUGUCUCCUCCAAAGAAUGUGAUUUUAAAGAACUGGUUGCUAUGUUGAAUACGCGCUACACGGUUAAAACAGUCAAUGAUGGAAGUGAACCUAUUUAUGAUAUUCUUGGAUUAGAAAUAGAAUAUAAGGUUGGUAGUCAUUUGUCAAUGACUAUGGGGAAGUCUUUGGAAGAAAAACUCCCAAAGUUAGUGUUGGAAAUUUGA
Saccharomycodes ludwigii is the source of this 1326-nucleotide messenger RNA. RefSeq lists its product as uncharacterized. The transcript has a single exon. NCBI's taxonomy places the organism in Eukaryota, Fungi, Ascomycota, Saccharomycetes, Saccharomycodales, Saccharomycodaceae. Gene Ontology annotation, molecular function: zinc ion binding; nucleic acid binding. The record is from RefSeq and is a predicted model, not a curated record. The coding region runs from base 1 to 1326 and encodes 441 amino acids.